GAACAGACAGGAUAAAACCCAAUGUUUGUGAUGAUGUUUCCAAAGUGUAAAGGUGUACAAUGAAAAAAAUAAUCAUUUUAGGGGUUGAAUUGCUUAUUGUUCUGUCUAAUUGAUGUAGCUGUUAACCUGCCUGACAUGAUUAAUUUGUUCUUAGCUGUUGUUACACUGAAUGAUUUUUUAUUGGGGUGGUUUUAUGUAAAUCAUAUGUCUAAUAAUUCUUAUUUUAGUUAAAAUUAUAAAAUUGUAAAUUUUACAUGCCCGUGUUCCGUAAAAAGGUGAAAUGGUAAAAUGUGUUUGACUUUUAAUUUUAGGGUGUUGAAAACACGAUUACGUCUUUGACCCAAAUGUAAAAGCUCUGGCUGAUGUUCCAGAUGCAGCAGCGUUCUCGGCCGACGGUCCACGUGGAUGGUUUCUUGUACGAUGAGGAUCAGGUGGACAUUCUGUGUGAAGAGGGAACCAUGAGUCGCUCCUACUGUCUCACCUGUGGAUCCUACAGAACCGCCCCUCUGGACUUCAUCUCUCACUCCUUCUCCAUCUCAGAGCUUCAGUUCCUGUUUGAGAACGUUCUUCCGGACCUGAGUGGACGGAUGGUUGUGGACGUCGGCUCCAGGCUGGGAGCUGUUCUGUACGGGGGUCAUGUGUUCAGCUCAGCGUCUCACCUGAUUGGUCUGGAGAUCAAUGAGGAGUUUGUGAAUCUGCAGAGAAACAUCCUGCAGAAAUACAAGAUGACCGACCGCAUCCAGGUUCUCCACACUGACGUAUGUCUGCAGAACGUUCUGCUGCAGAGCGCAGAUGUUCUCAUCUUGAACAACGUGUUCGAGUUCUUCAUGGAACUGGGUGAACAAGUCAGAGCGUGGAGGUUCAUCAUGGAGAACUUCAGGAAGAGAGGAUCUCUGCUGGUCACAGUCCCCGCUCUGCAGGAGAGUCUCAGCACUCUGCAGGAGGCUUUGGCACCUGACUGGGUGGAGGAACUUCCUGUGGACUAUGACGUUUUUGUGGGCGGAGACUCGGACGCCGACUCGCUCAGACAGAUCCACCUGUACAGAGUCAUGUGACCUGGACUGGUUCAAAGGUCUGAACUGGUCUGAGGUGGUCUGAUGUCUGGACUGUAGUGGACCAGAGUCCUCAGGUCCGGUCCACAGACGUGUCUGACCUCAGGUGACCUCAUGUGUCAUGUGGAAGUAAAACGGAGCGUUUGGGAAAUGAUGACAUCACUUCCUGAAUCCACACAGAGCCAGUGGUUGUGUACCGAGCUCCAGAAACAACAGAGGACGGUUUGUUUGUUUGUUUGUUUGUUUGUUUGUUUGACAUCUUGAAGCUUCAGUCUGUGACCUCUGACCUGUCCUGAAGAGUUGACAUGAUUUAAUAACUGUCAGUUUGUGUUGAUCGUUGGUUCCCU
Plectropomus leopardus (leopard coralgrouper) is the source of this 1399-nucleotide messenger RNA. Lineage: Eukaryota; Metazoa; Chordata; Actinopteri; Perciformes; Serranidae. The record is from RefSeq and is a predicted model, not a curated record.